AACAUAUUGAUAAAAUACAUUUACUAACAGUUUUAUUUAAUCACAUUUUCAUCGCUAUUAAUUACAACAUUCAUAUUCUACACAUAGGCUAUAGUCACAUAAAAAGUUAGUGUAUUAUUAGUCAAUCAUAUUUAUAAGUAGCAUUAAAUUACCAGCAAUUAUCUUAAGUUAUGGCCGAUUCCGACAAAUUAGACCUCGAUUCAAUUAUUCAAAAACUUGUCGAUGUGAAAGGGUCGAGACCUGGAAAGGCUGUCCAGUUGUCCGAAACGGAAAUCCGAAGUCUGUGUCUCAAAGGGAGGGAAGUAUUUCUGAGUCAACCCAUUCUACUGGAGUUGGAGGCGCCAAUCAAGAUAUGCGGUGAGUUU
This is a messenger RNA of Oppiella nova, 365 nucleotides long. Lineage: Eukaryota; Metazoa; Arthropoda; Arachnida; Sarcoptiformes; Oppiidae. The record is from the annotation of a GenBank genome assembly.